AUGGGGGAGGUCGCGUCGGGCCCUGGCCACGCCACCUACCGCAAGCGCCGCCGCGGACCUAGGCCGGCCGCGGGCGGGCCGCGAGUACCGUCGCGCGCUAGGCCAGGUCGCUGGCCGGCUGCCAUGGCCCCCAUGGCCAUCUCCUCUCCUAUCUAUCUUUCUAAAGAAGAGGAUAAGGAAGAGAGAAAAGAAGAAAAGAAUGAGCAUGUCGGACAUCGCAAAAAGGAUUUCGAGAUGCUCGCUGUGGAUGGCAGCAACUACCUCACUUGGGCGACCGACAUCGAGAUCACACUCGAUGGCAUGGGCCUCGAUUAUACCAUUGUUCGGCCUGAAGCUAGCAAGGAUGAGCGCACAAAGCAGGACAAGAAGGCGUUGCAUUACUUACGACACCAUCUUCACCCUGACUUGAAGUUCGAGUACAUGACGGAGAAGGAUCCACUAGUCUUGUGGCAGUCCCUCAAGGACCGCUUUAGCCAGCAGCUGACCAUUGUGCUCCCCAGAGCACAACAAGACUGGAUCAACCUACGCUUCCAAGACUUAAAGUCUGUGGCAGCAUACAACUCCGCCUUGCACAGGAUUGUGACCAAACUGCAUCUAUGUGGCCAGAAGAUCAUUGACGCUGAUAUGAUCGAGAAGACCUUGUCCACCUUCCACCCUAGCAACAUUGUACUUCAACAGCAGUAUAGAAACUCAAGGUACACCAAAUACUCUGAGUUGAGUGAAGUACUAUAUGUUGCCGAGCAACAGAAUGAGGUUGUCAUGAACAAUCAUUCUGCCCGGCCUACUGGUUCCAUAGCUGUGCCUAAAGCACAUGCUAAUGUUGCUAAGAGUUCUCACAACCGCAAGAGGGGCCGUGGAAAGGGAAAGUGA
This is a messenger RNA of Sorghum bicolor (sorghum), 870 nucleotides long. RefSeq lists its product as uncharacterized. The transcript has 2 exons. The record is from RefSeq and is a predicted model, not a curated record. Lineage: Eukaryota; Viridiplantae; Streptophyta; Magnoliopsida; Poales; Poaceae. Bases 1 to 870 code for a protein of 289 amino acids.